Aspergillus melleus is the source of this 1160-nucleotide messenger RNA. RefSeq names its product 2' O-ribose methyltransferase (gene MRM2). Gene Ontology annotation, biological process: RNA methylation. Bases 1 to 489 code for a protein of 162 amino acids. NCBI's taxonomy places the organism in Eukaryota, Fungi, Ascomycota, Eurotiomycetes, Eurotiales, Aspergillaceae. The record is from RefSeq and is a predicted model, not a curated record. Gene Ontology annotation, molecular function: rRNA (uridine-2'-O-ribose)-methyltransferase activity. The transcript is spliced from 4 exons. Gene Ontology annotation, cellular component: mitochondrion.
AUGAUGGCCGUCAUUCGUACGAAACCGAACGGUCGCGUGCUGGGCGUUGAUAUUAAUCCAGCCCAGCCUUUGAAGGGUGUGUCCGCGAUACAAGGGAACUUCUUAGACCCCAAAGUUCAAGCUCACCUUCAAAUGCUUCUUCGGGGCCCGGAAGGAGACAAGUCUUCUGAAAUCUCGGAUACACGCGGCGUAAAAUCAAAGGAGAACUUGAAUAGCACAUCCCAAGAUCGUAGCGAAAGGACAGUGGAUGUUGUUCUAAGCGAUAUGAUGAUGAAUACAAGUGGCAUAAGCUCAAAAGAUCAUGCCGGAAGUAUGGACCUCUGCCACGCUGCGUUGCUCUUCAGUUACAAGGCUUUGAAAAUCGGUGGCCACUUCAUCUGUAAAUUUUAUCAAGGUGCUGAGGAUCGUGACCUGGAAUAUCAACUUAAAGCGCUCUUCGAAAAAGUACACAGGGUCAAGCCACAAUCGUCGCGCAACGUAUGUAGUUAACAUGAGAGUUUUCUCAAAAUAACCUCACUAAUUUAAUGAUCAGGAAUCCAAAGAGGCAUUUUUCAUUGGCCUCCGUCGCAAACAAACGACCAAAGAUGAACCAUUCACGGGGACACAUGACAAAGAUGCAAAAUAGCGGACGCCCAUGCGACACUCAACAGCUAGAUGUGUUGGCCUUACACGGCCAAUUCUUCCUCAUCAGACAAUUCAUCCCAUUCUAUGUCGGCAAUCGUUUCCUCGGCUUUUGAUUGAACCUUGCAGCUUUUUAGUGAUUGCGCUUGUGGGGGGGACUAAUGAGAGUGACUCACCUCCUUCAGCCCGCUUAAUUCCUCGACAUACCCAGGUUCAUUCAAUGCCUUCUGCACAAACUCCCAACCUUGACUCUUGAAGGCGCCAACGAUGUUGUCCGAACAGGCACUACAGGAAGGGUAGCUCCUCCCGUGGAUAGUAAUGUUCUCAAAAGUCGAGAGAAAUCCUCGAAUUUGAUGUGGCACUAGUCCCAAGGGGUGAUCGUUUUGAUCAUCGCUUUGGGAUACCGGGGCUGGGGCUGCAACUCCGUCAGGGUGCUGGAGAAGCGAAACAAGCAGCUCAACUAAGAGGGCCGAGGCAAUGGCAGCUACACCAGGCCUAGUCACAGUGCAUUGCUGAUCAAGUGUCUGGUCCUUGACCGA